Betta splendens (Siamese fighting fish) is the source of this 3884-nucleotide messenger RNA. Its product is annotated as integrin beta-3-like. Gene Ontology annotation, molecular function: fibronectin binding; integrin binding; fibrinogen binding. Bases 232 to 2682 code for a protein of 816 amino acids. The record is from RefSeq and is a predicted model, not a curated record. Gene Ontology annotation, biological process: integrin-mediated signaling pathway; cell adhesion mediated by integrin; cell migration. The transcript has 15 exons. NCBI's taxonomy places the organism in Eukaryota, Metazoa, Chordata, Actinopteri, Anabantiformes, Osphronemidae. Gene Ontology annotation, cellular component: cell surface; integrin complex; focal adhesion.
AACGCCUGGGUUUGCAGUUAAUAACUGAUUACAAAAUCUCCUCUAGUUUCUACAUGUCAGAAGUUACAUGUAAAUAAAACUGCGGGUCCAUGACGUGGCCUGCGUUCGUUCUCUCGCCUUUAGCCGUUUCCUCAUCAUCAACCCUUUUGUGGGCGCUCACGGCCGCUCGGAGGCGAUCCAGGAACUGCCGCGGACUCGGGGAGUGGAUGGAGAGGCUGCGUCGUGCGGUGAAUGAGAAGGAGGCGUUCAGCGAUAAGAGAACAGCCCCACAGGGAACACGGGCGCGUCGUGUCCACUCCACUGCACCACCUUCCAGCCAUGGUCGCCUUCUCCCACCGGGUGCUGUCACUGCUCCUCCUGUUGUCGUCAACAUCGGAAGUUUUCGGCUCCAAUAUCUGCACGUCGCAGGGAGUCACCACUUGUAAGCAGUGCCUGUCGGUCCAUCCCAGCUGUGCGUGGUGCUUUCAGGAGGAAUUCGGGAAGGGGGGAUCCAGUUUGUCCCGCUGUGACCUGCUGCAGAAUCUGCUGAGUGAAGGAUGCAGAAAGGACUCCGUGGAGUUUCCCACCAGCAGCCUCACCAUUAAUAAGAACGUCCCACUCAGCGACAAGGGCUCCGGCGCAUCCGGUGAUGUCACGCAGAUCAAGCCUCAGAAGAUUCAAAUGACCCUGAGACCAGGCGACUCCCAGCGUUUCACCGUGACGGUGAAGCAGGUGGAGGACUACCCCGUGGACCUCUACUACCUGAUGGACCUGUCGUAUUCCAUGAAGGACGACUUGGCUCGCCUCUACACCCUGGGGAACAGCCUCGCCGCCGCCAUGGGCCGCACCACCAGCAACCUCCGCAUGGGGUUCGGAGCCUUUGUGGACAAGACCACAUCUCCCUACAUGUACAUGUACCCUCCUGAGGCCAUCCAGAACCCCUGCUAUGGCAUUCAGGAGACAUGCCAGGCUCAGUUUGGAUUCAAGAACGUGCUGUCGCUGACGGACAUGGUGUCACGCUUCACCGAGGAGGUGGGGAAACAGCGCAUUUCUAGGAAUAGAGAUGCUCCAGAGGGCGGAUUUGAUGCUAUCAUGCAAGCUGUUGUGUGCAAGGAUCAAAUUGGCUGGCGUCCGGAUGCUUCGCACCUCCUCGUGUUCACUACCGAUGCCACAACUCACACCGCUCUGGAUGCACGAUUAGCGGGAAUUGUCCAACCCAAUGAUGGACAGUGUUACCUGGACAGUGACAACCUGUACAACAGAUCUACAAUCAUGGACUACCCUUCUCUGGGAAUUUUAAGUGAGAAAAUAUCUGAAAAUAACAUCAAUCUGGUUUUCGCUGUGACCAGCUAUGUGGUGCCACUGUACAAGGAGUACAGUCAGCUCAUUCCAGGAACAACUGUAGGAACGCUGUCCGGUGACUCUGGGAAUGUCAUUCAGCUCAUUGAGGACGCAUAUGCGAAGAUUCGCUCUAAAGUGGAGCUGGAGCUGCUGGGGGUCCCGGAGGAGGUGAACCUCCUGUUCAAUGCCAGUUGCCUGAACGGUGAGCUCGUCCAGGGAGUCAAGUCCUGCUCCGGCCUCAAGAUCGGCGACACCGUGUCGUUCAGCGUGGAGGCCCAGCUGCGUGGCUGCCCUAAGGAAAAGAGCCGCACGUUCACCGUCAAGCCCAUCGGCUUCAAAGACUCCCUGGAGGUCACGGUGGACUUCGCCUGCGACUGCCGGUGCGCGGAGGACGCGCGGCCCGACAGCCCCGUGUGCAGCCGGGGCAACGGGAGCUACGAGUGCGGCGUGUGCCAGUGCCACGCGGGCCGGCUGGGCCCGCGGUGCGAGUGCUCGGUGGAGGACUACAGCCCGUCGGACGACGCCAACUGCGUGCCCAAGGCGGGCGGCGCCGCCUGCGGCGGGAGGGGCGACUGCCUGUGCGGCCAGUGCGCGUGCCACGCCAACGAGUUCGGCCAGGUGUGGGGCAAGUACUGCGAGUGCGACGACUUCAACUGCCUGCGCUCCAAAGGGGCGCUUUGCUCGGACAAUGGAAAGUGUAGCUGCGGCAUCUGCCAGUGCGACGCCGGCUGGAAAGGCGAGAGCUGCAACUGCAGCACGCGCACGGACGCCUGCAUGUCCAGCAUCGGCCUGCUGUGCAGCGGGCGAGGCACCUGCCAGUGCGGGGUGUGUCAGUGCACACAGCCCGGAGCCUACGGAGCCACCUGCCAGAAGUGUCCCACCUGCCCCGACUCCUGCACCAUGAAAAGGGAUUGCAUUGAGUGUCAGCACUUUCAGAGAGGACAGUACACCAAAGACGGCAGCUGCAGCAGGAUCUGCAAAGAUGACAUCAGAGAGGUGGAGAAACUGGGUGUCAAUGAAAACAAUGCGGUAAAUUGUUCAUACAAGGACGAGAACGACUGCGUGGUGCGUUUCCAGUAUUAUGAAGAUGAGAGCGGCAAAUCCAUUCUGCUGUUGGUGAAAGUUCUAGAGUGCCCUGAGGGUCCGGACAUCUUAGUGGUGACGAUGGCGGUGGUCGGGGCCAUUCUGCUGCUGGGCCUCGUCGGACUGCUCAUUUGGAAGUUGCUGGUGACUAUUCACGAUCGCAGAGAGUACAAAAGGUUCGAGGAGGAGAGAACCAAAGCCAAAUGGGAUACGGGAAACAACCCUUUGUAUAAAGGAGCCACUUCCACCUUCACUAAUGUAACAUAUAAAGGCAACUAACUGAGCUGAAACAGGGCGUGAAGACCUCAGGGCUUAGAGACAGAGAUGGAAUGUAAUAGCAGAGGAACGAGGGGAAUAUGAUCAUUUGCUCAUGUGCAGUGGUGGGAGAAGUAUUAUGUAUUAAGUAAAAACAGAAAUACUGCAAGGUAGGACCACUCUCUACUGUCCUGCAUUGGGAAUCUUACUUUAAUUUGAAUUAUUGUACUUUUGAAAUUGACACUGGAAAUAAUAAAGUCUAUUGUUAUAGAUAUAAACAAUUUUAUUCCAUUAAUCUUAAUCCCAUUUGUACUUAUAUUUUUAAAUACUCAAACAAAGUAGAAUACCAUAACAUUUUAUUUGAGUAAAUGUACUGUAUACUUCCACCAGUCAUGUGACCAGCUACUGUAGCUGUUUAGGUAUUGCUGUCAACAUGAACUGUACAUAUUGUAAAAAUAGUUACGUAACUGUGGGUUGGCUGCAAAUGAGCAUUACUGUUCGUCUGUUUUAUCUAACUAUGCUGUCCAUGCGUUCAGAACUUAAAUUGAUUAUAUUUUAUUAGAAGGUUGUGGGUUUUUUCAUCUUUAAUCACAUAGAAAAAUGUACUUACAUAAAAUGAGUCGCCAUAGAAGUGAAUAAAACUAUGUACAACUUUCCCAGCCCUUUUUAAUGGUAAUGUGUAUAUAUUGUUUGUUAAAGAUGGAAAAUUAUCAAUGUAUAUUGUAUAUAAAAUAAAUACCUAGAUAGACAUAAAAUAAGCAGGCCUUUUAAGAUCCUUUUUCUAAUAAUUUCAAAGAAAGCAUUCAGUGAAAAACCUGCUGACUUGGUUUACUGUGCGGCUGUGACCUACAUGUAUGAUAGUAGAAAUGUUUACUUCAUGAUUGGUAUAUGGUGAGUUCCUUUUUUUGAGUUUGAGUUUCAGUUCUGUACCAAAAAACAGUGAAAUGUGGCAUAACUGCUGAUUUUAUUCGAUGUGAUUUUUUUUCCACUAAUGUUAGUUGUGUAUAUGGGCAGAUUUUAUUAAAUGUUAGGAGUCAUAUUGUUCUGUAACUGUAAUUGCAGCCUUUAUGUGGGAGAUAAUAUUGUGUGUAUUUUACUAGUACAGCUAGGGGGCCAAGGCCUAAGUCAUGGAAUAGUUUACUCAUUGCUUACUGUUUUGUAAUUGUAAGCAUAAUUAUCAAAUAAAAGUUUCAUUUGUUUUAUAGUGUUUACACGAGAAAAAAGUC